AUGUUUCGCUGGAUGUUGGAACCGCCACCACCGGACAUUGAUGUCGAUGACGACCCUGCCAAACACCGCUUCUUCAACUGGCUCAAAACCGGGGACGGCAUCUUCUGGGUCUCCGGCAAAGCCGGUUCGGGCAAGUCAACCCUGAUGAAGUUCCCCGCCGACCACGAAACAACCCAAACCAUGCUCGAAGAAUGGGCCAAACCAUUCAAGCUCCUGACCGCAAGGCACUACUUCUGGGCAGCCGGCACGCACAUGCAAAAAUCCCACGAGGGUCUCUUCAAAACCCUCCUCUACGAAAUCUUCUGCGCCUGUCCCAGCCUCAUCCCUGCCGCUUGUCCCCUUCGCUGGAGGCAGACCUGUCCCGAACGGACCGAGCAGCAGAGCACCGAGUGGACAACCCGUGAACUUUCCGAAGCCCUGCACCAUCUCGGGCGGAAUCAAGACCUCCACAUCCGGCACUGUUUCUUCAUCGACGGCGUCGAUGAGUUUGACGGUGAUCACCUCAUGCUCUGCGAGAUUCUUUCCAACCUCAGCCAGUCCCCCAACAGCAAGCUCUGUCUCUCCAGCCGGCCAUGGAACGUCUUCAUCGAUGCCUUUGGCAAUAACAUUGCGCGCAAGAUCAGCAUCGAGGAUCUCACGCGCGAGGAUAUUCUGCGCUAUGCAGAGAGGCGGCUCACAGGACACCCCAGGUGGAAUCUUCUCCAUUUCUCACCGCAGGACAAAACCGCCAUUAUCGAUUCGAUCACCGACAAGGCCCAGGGUGUUUUCAUCUGGGUGUUCCUCGUAACAAGAUCAAUACGAGACGGUCUAACCAACCUCGACACAAUGCUCGAUCUCCAGCAUCGACUCGAAAGCCUCCCCACCGACCUCGAGCGCUUCUUCAAACACAUGCUCAACCUCAUCGACAGCAUCUACCACCAAAAAAUGGCGAGCUUCCUCAGCAUAUCCGCCCAUGCCAAGCAGCCGCUCUACUACCUAACUUUCAGCAUGCAAGAGCGCGAAAGCGAAGUCGAGGACUACGCCCUCAAGAUGGCAAUCUCCCCAACCUCCCCGCCCGAAGAAGAGCAGCUAUACGAUCGGUGCCGACGCCGUGUCAAUGCCAUCUGCGGGGGGUUGCUAGAUGUAAAGGGCACCUCAGUCGAGUUCCUCCACCGAACAGUCCGCCACUUUUUGCUCACUCGGGAAAUGAACGACUACCUCAGUUCGAAAACGAAACCAGGGCUUUCCACUCCUCUCUCAACUCUGCGGGCUUACACAGCCUGCUUGAAAUGCAGUGCACCACCCACAUCGUCUGACUUUGCCUCCUUGUUACGAACGCGUCUCCUCAAGGAAGGUCUCUCGUAUGCGCACGAGGCGUUGGAGGACGCGGAAGAGACAGCAGUCGAGCUGCUCGAUGAUAUCGAGAAUCUCUUCGCCGCGCCAUUAGAAGACGGUGAAGAUGCCAUGGAGUGGAACCUGCUCGAACCGGCCGAGUUCAACGGCGAUACCACCAUCGGAGACGUUGUUGCGUCGGGAAACGAGGCAUCCGAUUUCCAGUUUCGAAAAGAGGUCCUCCGGACAGGGGCGGCAAAGUAUGUCUCGAGGAAACUCAACGACAGUUUGUACUACUUUGACGACUUGAAGGAGUGGCCGCUUUUGCUUGGUCAUUGA
This is a messenger RNA of Podospora anserina S mat+, 1650 nucleotides long. RefSeq lists its product as uncharacterized. The transcript has a single exon. The record is from RefSeq and is a predicted model, not a curated record. NCBI's taxonomy places the organism in Eukaryota, Fungi, Ascomycota, Sordariomycetes, Sordariales, Podosporaceae. The coding region runs from base 1 to 1650 and encodes 549 amino acids.